AUGGUUGCCAAACUGACAAAGGUGUCCCAGCUGCCACAGCAUACAGCUGGCAUCUUUGCAGAUAUGUCAAUAGACGGUCCACCAAUAGGGACUCUGGUUGUCAUUAUUGACCGGGCGAAAAACCUGCCCAAUAGGAAAACCAUGGGCAAGCAGAAUCCGUACUGUGCCGCGCGGCUGGGGAAGGAGGCAAAGAAGACGGAAACGGAUAUGCGGGGUGGCCAGAGGCCAAAAUGGGAUCAAGAGUUGCGGUUCACAGUGCACGAAUCGCCCGAUUACUAUCAAUUAAAGGUAUCCGUCUUCAACGACGAUAGGAAGACUGACCUGAUCGGUGAAACUACUAUCGAUCUCAAGAAUGUUGUGGUUCCAGGUGGUGGGCAGAAUGACCUCUGGCAUGGAUUGCAGUGCAAGGGGAAAUACGCUGGGGAUGUCAGGAUCGAGUUGACCUACUAUGACACCCGACCUAAGGACGAGGCGGUAAUCGAGCGGAGAAAGGAAGCGGAGAAAGUAGAGACAAGAGCAGAGACGGUACAGUCAGGACUCUCCGGUCCUCGCCAAGCAAAGCCCUCGAAGCGAAGACCUCUGCCCGCGGAUCCCACCGGCUCGUCUCCUGUCCGUCCACCGUCGUCUGAUCGUGUUGCUCCUCCCCCUACAGCUUUACGGGAGAACCAUUCUACACCUUCUCGACAAGCAAUACCAGAACCACCUCCCCAGUCAACGCCUCCUUCUCAACCCCAGCGAGCCUACGAAACGCCCGAUGAUUUUCAGUGUCAAUGGGGUCCCACACCCCCCAAAAUUAUCUCGAAACACUCGACCCCUACACAUCAGUCCUAUCAAAAUUCAUCCCCUGGAGAAAUUCAAGAGCUGCCGGUCGAUCAGUACGGUCGUCGUUCCCAGCAUCCCAUCACUUCUCGAGAAAUGGCCUACCCCCAAGUACCUGAAUAUACCCACAUUACUCACCACCAGCCACUCGACCAUAGCCCGCCACAUAACAUAGGUCAAAAUGUCUACGACUAUCCCCCGGAGCCACCCCCAAUCCCUCCGCCCCGAGACUGCUACCAGACCCCACCACGACAAACGACCUAUUCCAUGCAAACACCAGACCGCUACAAUACCUCCCCUUCCUACCCGCCACCAUCUCGAGGCUCUUCCUACGCAGCCACAGACUCACCGCAAACACAGCAAUCCCCGGAGCCCCCAACCAAUGCCAGCCCAAACGAUCGACGGAGCCACUACCACCGCUACAGCACCUCGCACGCCAACAACGAUGUCUUCCGCGACAGCCCGCUCCGCCAUUCCUUGAAUAACCUUGACUUCCCGCCGCGCCAGGAAUACAUGCAGCCGCACUUACAGAAUGAGGAGGAAGAGGGACCACCGCCCCCACCGCCCGUUCAUCGGCAGAUUUUCCACUCACAACAACAUUUACAACAGCUUCCUACACUGCCGUCGGUAACAGCAGACUACGGUCAUAAUCAAAAUGCCUUGGGACCAAUACCCAUGCCGGAACCGCUGAGUAUAGGACCCGGGCGAACGUCGCCACUGCCCCUGCCUGUUGGUGAGCAAGGGCAGCAAUAUAUCGCGUACUCAUCAAGCUAUCACAGCCAGAAUUUGAGCUUCUCGUCGGUAGAUAGGGAGCCUGUAUCGGCGUAUUCGUCGUCUCCUACGCCUUCAUACAUGAAUGCACAUGCAAAUACAAAUGUAAACAGUUAUGCUCGAGACAGGAUGGCAGCAGCCCCCGUCCAAGAACAACCCGGCACGUCGGAUGGAGAUAUAAAGGUUAUUGCCAGUGUACCGUCGGCAUUAGUACCAGGAUAUAAAGCGGCUGUUCCUGAAGAAGCUGAGCGAAGCAUGAUAUAUCACAAUAACAGCUAUGUCUCACCACCCCCACAACCACAGCCGCACCAACAACCACCAUCACCACAACCGCAACCACAACCCCAACCCUCCCGCACAUCCCCGCGCCCUCCGGACCUCCGCUCCAUCCCCGCCCGCAAAUCCGUCUCGCCGCACCCCCACCAACCACCAGCACCACGCGACCCCACAAAUCCAAGCCUACCCGGCAUCCCCUUUUCCCCUGACAGUUACAACGCCCUAAACCCCUCCGUCUCCACUGCCUUCACCAGCAUAUCUUCCUCCAUCCCCACAUACCAAGAAUCCACCCUUGAAGCCGACCGCCAGCGCGAGGUGGAUAAACUCCGCGAUCUGGGUCCGAUAAUCGGCGAUGACGGCCGCGUUAUUGAUCCUUCGGAUCAUUUGCCGACAGAUACGUGGGCGCCAGAGCCGGAGAGGAAGUUUGCUACUGUUUCGGGGAGUGGUGGAGCAGGGGGAGGGAAGAGGGCGGAGGUUGUGGUGCGGUUUAAGCAUGCUGGUCAGAGAGAUAGUGCCAGCGUUGGUAGUGGGGUGAGGGGGAGGGCGGUAUCUAUGAUUGGCGUUAGUGGUAGGGUUGGGAAUGGUAACCGGCAAACACGCGCUAAGUUGCAGAAGCGGGAGACGCCGCAGCCGGCACCAGCCAGUGCCACUUCUAGGCCACAGUCAUAUAUACACGUACAGCACAGCCAUGAAACCACACCAUCCCCGCGCGCCAGCGGCAUCAUCACCAAUAAUAAUACCAGCAGCAUAACUACCACCCCUCUCCGCUCCCACGAUCCAUACGGCUACAACGGCACCCCCACCGCCUCUACCAGUGCCCACAGUCCUAACAUCCGAACCUCCCCGUCCCCCUCCAGCUUCUAUAACCCUUCUCCAACCGGCCCGCCGAUCCCGGCGAAAGUCCCCGUGCAACCGUCUGCUUCUUACGGCGGUGGGGAGAUGGAUGCAUUUAGCGAGGAGUUGAGGAGGAUUGAUAUUGGGGUGGGAUCUGGUGGGUGUGUAGGUGGAGGUGGGAGGAGAGGGAGGUUGUCAUAUGUCGGGACGGGGGGGAGGGAGGGUUGA
Paracoccidioides brasiliensis Pb18 is the source of this 2928-nucleotide messenger RNA. RefSeq lists its product as uncharacterized. The transcript is spliced from 2 exons. The record is from RefSeq and is a predicted model, not a curated record. The coding region runs from base 1 to 2928 and encodes 975 amino acids.